Molecule: messenger RNA, 8675 nt
Organism: Topomyia yanbarensis
Lineage: Eukaryota; Metazoa; Arthropoda; Insecta; Diptera; Culicidae
Exons: 4
Coding region: 3329-5131 (600 amino acids)
Molecular function (GO): nucleic acid binding; catalytic activity
Source: RefSeq, a predicted model, not a curated record
UUUGUUCCAGAACAGAGAUGCCAGAUUUGCAGACAAGUCUGCAAAUUCGCAGACUUUUAAUUUAAGCUGCAGAUUUUUUCGAUGACGCAGAUAUUUGCAGAUUUUCUAGAUUGGUUGCAGAUAUUUGCAGAUUUUUUAGUUUUGUUGCAGAUAUUUGCAGAUUUUUGAAUAUAAAGGCUUUUGGUUACACUAGCUUUCCUGACAUUUUUUGUUCUUCCCAGACUUUUAAAAUUAUUAUUGCAGACAUUUGAAAAAAGUACCUGGCAUCUCUGUUCCAGAAUCCAAAUAUUUUUUUUUUGUAAAUUGUAACAUAUUUAUAUUAUCGUUUGUAAUUACACUUACUGUUAUUUUUGCGCGAUAUUCAAUGGGAGAGCAGACUGAAACAAACGACCACUUAAUUGUAACUACAAGUAGUUCACAAGCAACGCGUGAUACUAUUCAAAUGUUGAAUGAUGACAUCGACCACAAAGAGAAAACUUUAAAUAGCUUGAUGGGCGAACUAAAAAACUGCGAAACACGUUUGCAAGCACUCGUUGAUGAUAUGCUUUACCUGGAAUACGACAACAAUAAAAUAAAAGAGCAGAUUCAAUCUACCAUGAAUGAAAAAACGUAUCAUGAAACUCGCAAAAUGACGUCCGAAGACGAUAUAAAUACUCAGCUCGAACUUACGCGAAACGCUGAAGCAGCUGCAAUCUUCACCGCAAUCACCCAAAAACCCACCGAUACACCCACGGCUGUAUUUUCGGACUCCCUUUCGGUCCUAACUGCGCUCGAGACUGGGACCUUCAAACACCUGUACGUGCAAGCAAUAGAAGCUAACUGCGACACCCUCACUACAUUAGUGUGGGUCCCCGGCCACAGCGACAUUAAGGGCAACUGCGAGGCAGACCGCCUGGCAGCCAUCGGACGAAAAGCCCGCACCAUGAUCUCCUAAGAGGUUCCUACCUGCGAUAUCAUCAGAGCAUUCAAACAGAAAGUAGAAAUCGAUUUCACCAGCCACUGGCAGUCAUCCCAAGGACACCUACAAAAAAUCAAAGGCACCCACCAAAAAUGGACAGACCGUGACAACAUGUAGGAACAAAAAGCUCUCUCCAGACUCCGAACUGGACACACUAGAAUCACCCACGUGCACACCGUGUCCAACAUCCCCCCUCUCAUCUGCCCACAUGUGGGACCCGGAAAAAGAUGGAACACAUUCUCAUUAAUUGUUUAGAAUAUCAAGAUCUUCGGACCAGAACUGACCUCCCGCUAUCCAUCAGAGACGCCCUGUCCAACGACCCGGUCCGAGAGGAAAUUAUAAUCUGUUUCCUUAAAGACGCCGGCCUCUUUGACAGUUUAUAAAACAAACCAAACCCACAAUUAUGCAACACAGACAACCAAGAAUUUCACCAACAAAUACUGCGGGCCCCUCGCCACACCCGGACCGGGUGAUGGGAGGGUUCACCGCGGCCCAAUAGCAACCAACACAUCCCAUCGCAGACCAUCAGCCAGCACCCUGCUAGGCGCUAGAGAGAAUUCCUGAGGACCCAAUGAACGAAGCAACAGCAACCCAGUGAGCAAAUUUUCUGGCAGAGACCGCUCUGCUAGAUUUCUGUAAGUCUUGGUUUGGCAGCCCUGUCAGAUUUCUGCGCGGAUCCUGUCGGGUUAGUUAAGCUAGGGCGAACUCAGAUUCGCUCGCGUUUUCUGGCAAAUUUUGACAGGAACCGAGCAAAACCCUGGCAUAACUCGGACAUAAACUGUGCAAAGAUCCUGGCAAUUCAUACCUGGUAGAAUUUAGCACGAAUCGAGCAAAACAUCUGACAAGGAUGUGGCAGGAAGCGUGCAGAGAUCUUAGCCGUACAUUACUGGCUGGAUUCUGGAUAAAAGUGAGCAGCAUUGGUUGGUUUAACCGCUUCUGUCAGAAACGGUUGUUGCAUUUGAGCGAAUUCGUUGCCAGAAUUCUCGCACAAAGCGCGCAAAAUGCUCGCAGAAACUCUGCCAGCAUCAAUUUUGCUUUGCUCAAUUUUUGCUAACUUCCUGCUUGCCAAGCUGACCGGGAACAUCAGUUGACAGUUGAUUGAUCGUGUAAACUGUACUGUCGUGUGCUGUACUGUUUUCAUUUUUCGUAGUGUUUUAUUUGUGUGAAUAACUCAUCAAAUUACCGUCGAAGUCGAAAAUAUUCGUUCACCGUGCCAAUCUCCUGCAUAGUUUUGUGUUGGUUUGUGUAUUUGAAACGAAAAACCAAAGAUUUUCAGUAGUGAUUUUUUGUUUGUCUCGUGAUAUUGUUUACAUCACUGCGGAUUCACCCACUAAAUUUUACACAACGCAGUACGUUCGCCAUGUGCAGGCGAGUAGCGGAAAGUGCUUCCCACACGUCAAAAAGGCGGAUAGAAAGAAACAAUGAAUUCUGCUUGUAAAACAUGUGACUCUCCUGUUAAUGGGAUCGAGGAAAUUGCAUGUCGUGGCAACUGCGGAUCGGUUUUUCACCGCACUUGCAUUCCUGGUAUGCAGAGAUCUGCUCUGGAUUUGUUGUCCGGAUUUAAUAAGAACUUGUACUGGCUGUGCGACAAUUGUGCUUGCAGUUUCAACAAGUGGAUGGAGCAAACCGAUUCCGCUGCUUCCAUCGCGGACACUAAAAAAUUGUGCGAGGCAGUAGAUAACCUGAACGCAGUCGUGUCUAAUCUCUCCAACCGCAUUGAGACACAUUUUCCGGCUAAUUCUGGUUCUGUAGCUCAAAGGGGGUUGUCUGUCAAGCGACUUCCGGGGGAUCUACCCACUCCAAAAAGAAGUCGCGAGAAUUACGCUAAAAUUCGCGCCACUGCAGCCGCUGUCUGUGGUACUCGAGCAAUUCAGCGGGAAAUCAGAACAGUUGCUGAUGAGCGGGAACAGUUCUGGGUCUACCUGAGCCGCCUCGAUCCGAGCCAUACAGUGGAUGAUAUCGUCGCUAUGACCCAAGAAUGUCUUGGAAUAAGCGAUACACCCAAAGCAAUCUUUUUGGUUAAGAAUGAUGCUGAUCUAACAAAGCUCAAUUUUGUUUCCUUCCGAGUCGAGCUUCCGAGUGAACUGAAGGACGUGGCACUCAGAGCAUCUACUUGGCCAACUGGAGUGCUUGUUCGCGAAUUUAACUUCGACCAGCAGAGACAGGAUAGAUUUCGUCAAUAGGUUACAUCGGCCUCCGGGAUGCACCGCAGCUUGUACUGUGGAAGCCCUCGAUCUCCCCGUCACAGUCCAGCUACUGCAGCCAGCGUUCACCAGUCGUCCCGGUCAUGUGUGCGGGAGUGGAAAAAGGGUCUUCCAAACUUCAUACUGCGGCAAGUAUCCAUCCAUUUCGAAACCUUCUAGUACCGAAAUGUUCUUCGAUUCCAGCUCACAGUCAAUUGCGCAAAGCUCCUAUCGGUAUCAGACGCCGCCUUUCAUGCCAGCGACCCGCUGCCGUUCGCGAGUGAUACCUAGCCCUACUACAUUGAGCACAACCCUCUGUUUCCCGUUUUCCCGGUCACCGGGACGCACACGUGCCACCAGUCCUGAGAAAGCCCUUAGUUCCCCCAUCAGAGUCGAGCCCUUCAAGCCAGCGACCAGCAUCCGUCCCGGUCUUGUGGUGGAGUUGGGACGACGGGUUUUCCGCAAACCUACACCAGGCAAGUAUGAAGCAUCUGUGAGCUCUUUUUUGCCUCAAAACUCUUCGAUUUCCAGCCUUGGACAACGACGGGACAAGCUGCUACUAUACUACCAAAACGUUGGUUGUAUCAAUUCAACCGUUGAGGAGUAUCGCCUUGCAGUCUCCGAUAACAGUUUCGAUAUCAUCGUCUUCGUCGAAACGUGGUUAAACGAUGACACGCUUUCCAGUCAGGUGUUCGGUACUGGAUAUGAGGUUUUUCGUUGCGAUCGGAACCUUAGAAAUAGCCGUAAAUCUACUGGAGGUGGUGUAUUAGUAGCAGUUCAUCGCAGCUUGAAGGCACGAGUUGUUGAGAAGACUUGCUGGGAUUGCCUCGAGCAGGUCUGGUCGAUAAUCGAGCUUGGUGACCGUAAGUUGUACUUGUGUGCGUUGUACGUCCCACCCGACCGAGUCCGUGACAUCGAAUAUGUUGACGCACACGGCAGCUCAGUUUUUACCUUCCUCGAAGACGCUAAAUCGGUUGAUGAGAUCAUCAUACUAGGAGAUUUCAAUCUCCCUAGCAUUUCGUGGAAAUCUUCCCGCAAUGGAUUUCUUUACUCGGACUCCGAUCACUCCGUUCUUCACUCAGGGGCGGCGAGGCUUCUUGACAGCUACAGCUCAGCCACGUUACUACAAAUUAAUCCUAUUGCCAACGAGAAUAACUGCCACCUUGAUCUUUGUUUUGUCAGCGAUCAGGUUUUUGCUACAUCAGUAGUGAUGGCUCCCUCUCCUCUAGUGAAACCAGUAGCACAUCACCCACCAUUGAUCGCCAUGAUCGAUCGCACCCUGGCGCACAAUUACAUUGUUCCUCCGGUCCUCGUCUCAUACGACUUCCACAAAGCUGAUCAUCACAGUAUUGCAGACCUCUUCUCCACUCUCGAUUGGCUAAAUAUUCUGGACCCCGAAGAUGUUGAUACCGCAGUUCAAACAUUUUCCAACGUUUUAGAUUAUGUUAUUGACAGACACGUCCCAAAGAAAGUUCAUCAUCAACAAACCGGCCCUCCUUGGCAAACGAGCACGAUGCGACGACUGAAGUCCAUUAAGAGAGCUGCUCUGCGGAGGUUUACCAAGUAUCGCACAAUCUCACUUAGAAACUAUUACGUCAGUCUCAACCAUGCUUAUAAACGAGCUAGUCAAGAUUGUUUCUAUCGAUAUCAGCAAAACAUUCAGCGUAAUCUCAAGUCGCACCCAAAACGUUUCUGGAAAUAUGUGAAUGAGCAGCGCAAAGAAUCCGGAUUGCCGUCAUCUAUGACUUUCAACGGCCGCACAGCUACCACACCCCAAGAUAUGCGCAGACUUUUCUCGGAGAAAUUCGCGAAUGUGUUCACAGAUGAGGCCUUAACAGUUGAUCAAAUUGAACUCGCUGUUAGUCAAGUUCCGGUCGAGAGCCAAACUCUAAGCGCUAUCGAUGUCAAUGAAACAAUGAUUACCAGAGCUUGUUCUCGGUUAAAAUCGUCUUUCAAUCCGGGACCCGAUGGCUUCCUUCAGUACUUUUGAAAAGGCACAUUGACGUUUUAGCGACUCCACUUCUUCGCAUCUUUAGAGCAUCUAUUGCCGGUGGCAUUUUUCCAUCCUGCUGGAAGUCCGCGAACAUGUUCCCAGUCCAUAAAAAGGGCAAUAAACGAGACGUUAAUAAUUACCGUGGAAUUACUUCAUUGAGUGCUGUCUCGAAGUUGUUCGAGCUGGUGAUUAUGGAACCUCUUCAGGCGCACUUCAAGCAGUACCUAAGUGACGAUCAACAUGGCUUCACGUCUGGGCGUUCGACAACGACUACCCUGCUUUGCCUAACAUCCUACAUAACAGAGAGUAUGGAACGUCGCGCUCAAACGGAUGUUAUCUACACAGACCUAUCUGCCGCUUUUGACAAAGUGAACCAUGACAUAACAAUCGCUAAAAUGGAGAGAUUUGGAAUUAACGGUAGUGUGUUGCAGUUAUUUCGAUCCUACCUUUCAGGUCGAGAAAUAGUGGUUGUCAUUGGAGAUUUUCCGGCACCCACAUUUACUUCUACGUCAGGAGUACCCCAGGGAAGUCACUUGGGACCGCUGAUGUUUCUGCUUUACUUCAACGACGUCCAUCUAGUUCUGAAGACUCCACGCCUGUCCUUCGCAGACGAUCUCAAGAUGUUUCUUCUCAUCCGCUCUACUGAAGAUUGUAGAUUACUGCAACGACAGUUUGAAACCUUCGCUGACUGGUGUAACACGAACCGUAUGUGUGUAAAUCCAAAGAAGUGCUCGGUGAUAUCGUUCUCACGAAAAAAGACCCGGUUUGUUUUAACUACCAUCUACUGGAUACUGAAAUCGAACGCGUUAGUCAGGUGAAGGAUCUAGGAGUGAUACUAGAUUCGCAACUCACGUUUAAACAACAUGUCUCAUUUACAGCAAGCAAAGCAUCUCGAAUGCUGGGAUGCAUCUUCAGGAUUGCGAAAAAUUUUACGGACAUUUAUUGUCUCAAAUCGCUGUACUGCUCUUUAUCGCGGUCAAUCCUGGAGUACUGUUGCGAAGUUUGGAGCUCAAACUAUAAUAACGGUGUUGACAGAAUUGAGUCCGUGCAACGACGCUUUUUACGUUUUGCGCUUCGUAGGUUGCCGUGGAGAGAUCCCAUCCGUCUGCCAAGAUACGAAAACCGGUGCCAGCAGAUUAGUUUGGAACCCCUGCUUGUUCGAAGGAAUACAGCAAGGGCUUUGUUCGUUGCUGAUACUUUGCGAGGUCAUCUGGAUUGCCCAGCCAUCUUGGAACAAAUUAAUAUAAAUGUCGCACCUCGAACAACGCGUAACAACCUUAUGCUCAGAUUGCCAUUUCGACGCACUAAUUAUAGCAUGCACGGAGCCAUUACUGGUCUACAACGGAUCUUUAACCGAGUCGCAUCAGCUUUUGACUUUAAUUUGUCUCGCCCAACUCUACGUCUACGAUUUUCCAGAACCUUUAACGGACCCGUUAAUUUCGGCUGAUUCCUUCAUUGCUGUUUUUUAUAUAUUUUUUCACUGUAUUGUUUUUAUUUGUACUGUAUUAUUUUUUUUAUUAAGUUUGUAACGAUUUGACUGUUAGCCAUAAGUUUAGCAUUAAGACAUCAUUGGGGCUUUGAAUUGCCUGUUGGUGUAUAUAUGACAAAUACAAAUACAAACAUCACCACCAACGAAACAUAGUAAAACCAGAGAAAAAUUAACACAAUGAUUUGUAAAAAUACUUGUAAACAUAACUCUGUAAUCCUUUUUUUCUUUUUAUGGGCAAAUGACCUAACGGUUAAAACCCAAAAUAAACAAUACAAUACAAUUGUUCGAUGUCCUACAUAAUUUCAAAACACGAACUGCUAGAUGUUCUAGGAAGUACCACAAAAUAAAAGUUUUACAAAAUUAUUAAUUUUAUAAUACUUGACGUAUGUAGUAUCACAUAUUUCUACGGAUUCGCAUAGUUUGUAUUAACAUUGUACAAAACCCAAUUGAGCAGCUAGCGUUUCAAAAUACAAAUUUUAUAACGUGUGCGGGUUUAGUUUACAACAAAUUUUGUAUCAUAAGAGUGUUAUUUUAUGUAAUACGCUUGUAAAUAUAUCCAGUACUGUAACCAUAUGUGAUAUUGUACAUGUUGAUGGUCAUGUUAAUGGUUCGAAUGUUAAACAAACAAUAUCUAAAAUGGUUUCGCUUAUUAACAAUACAGUAAAUAGACCUUAUGUCAAUUUGUUGCAAUAUAUUGUAAUGUGUUAGGAUCCCUUAUCUUGUAAAUAUUUUGAACAUAAAUUUAUUAUUUCUAUUGCAACCUUUGCAUAAGUACUCUAAAUAUUUACAAUAUCAGAUAAUGUUUCUAUCCCAGGUAAUACGUAAUUCACUCAAUUUGAAAAAAAAAUAUUUCGGCCAACCUUAUGUUAAUGAUAGCAAUAGAAAUAAUAAGCUUUAUGUUCUAAAUAUUUACACGAUAGGAUGUCAUUGUACAUUAUAAUAUAUUUCAACAAUCCCACAUAAUGUCUAUUUACUGUUUUGUUUACUAGCGAAACCAUAUCAGAUAUUGUUUGUUUAACAUUCGAACCAUUAACAUGGCCAUCAACAUGUACAAUAUCACAUAUGGUACUGGAUAAUUUUUUACUAUAAUUCAACCAUUCAAUUCAUCGUUACUAUUGAAAAUAUGGUAAAACUAUUGUUAUACUCAUUGAAUAAAAUCUAAGUUUAUUUUGUAGGAACAUUAUAAAAGCAACACCUCUAAUGGUUACUAUAUCCCACAACAGGUUUAUUGUUCGGACUAUGUCAAAUGGUUUUUAGCUAUGCGGGGUUGCUAAAAUAAAUGAUCAUAAUGUUAAGCAAAUAAUUUUUGUUAUGGCAAAAGCACAAAAAAUUGAUGAAUUAAUUAGGCAAAAUAAUGGUACAAUCAAAGGCUCUACUAUACUACCUGAUGAUAACUUGUCUCUGUGGGACGAGCUCACAAUAAUAUGAAGAAAAUUGUGUUCUUUGCUUGAUAGCGGAAAUAGCUCAAUUGUAUAAAGCGGCAGUACCACUGAUGUCAACACUUUCCAGAUGGCAGGUAAUCAAAUCUCGAUUAUUAAAUAUCGAUAGAGUCAAAACUAUAUGCGAGCGUUACAAAUGUGACAAACUAUGCGGAAAAUACCAACAUUGUAAGGUUCUUUACUUUUGCCUAAUCCUUUUGACAGCGUCGGUAAAGAAGUUUCUGCACGCUUCUGCUAAAUUGAUCAUUUUAACCUAAAUUUGUUUUCACAAUUAGUCCUAUUAUUGCAUUAUAGUAACCUAUGGUGGACAUGGCCAGUAUAGUAACAAAAACAUACUUUAACUAUUUACAAUAUUGUUCGUCAAAAUCCUACCGUUGAUUUAUACGUUUUUAUUUGUAUAGUAUUUCGCUAGAAAAAUAUAUUUGAACUAUACGAGAAAUAGUAGAAACUCGCAACUAAGCGACUAUUUGUGGUAGUGUACAUGUAUAGUCCACGAAAAAAAAUGUUCGAAAAAAAUCGUCGCUUUUGUAUUGUAACAUAACCUAACGCCAUAUUCCCCAAAUUGUUAUCCGGCUGGAAACAAUACCCCAAAUGAUGGAAACAUUUUACGGUG